UAACCAAAACCAUUUACAAAAAAAUCUGGACUUCAAAUAACUGAAAAAAGAUCGGCAACGAACCGCGAUCACAUUUUAAAUAUGUCAUCUUCCAGCGAGCGAUAUCUGAAGAAGGUAAUGCGCGGCGUUGAGGUAAAACAUCUGACAUUGCACGAAGCAAAGCGCACACAACGCCAUAUUUACGGCGCACUCCUCUCCGAAUUAUAUUUUGAGGCCUGUACAGUGUGUGCAAAAUAUUUUGAGUAUUUGAAGUGUGAAGAAGAUGCUCUCAUAGAAGACAAUUUCAUCACGCAACGGAUGGAGGGAAAUAGAGUGGAAUUGCUGAAGCUUUUCGAAACAUGCAAAGCGGCGGAGCUUGCAACGAAAUUGAAAGCUUGCCUCAGCCGUAAAACAGCCUAUGAACUCCUCUAUCAGGCAUUGAAUAUAACAAGAAAUUUACACAGCACUUAUUGGUGGCUUACCCGGAGUUUUUUCGAAAUUGUUAUCGAAGUAACGGACACCUUUGGAUUGAACGAUGUACUCUGCUCGGAAAUGCGUGCGAAAAUUUACACUCAUUACGCCAUCUUUCAACUGAAUAACAAUUUUCGCAAGAUUCCCAAAAGCAUUGCAUACUUUCAAAAAGCUCUCACACUGAGUCGAGCACAAAGCUGGCGUACUGGUGAUAUUUCGAACGUUUUCGAUGAGCAAAAUCUACAUGAAUAUAUUGGUAUAACCUUGGCUAGUGUACUUUCCAAAUCGGCAAUGGCUUUUGCCCAAAAUAAUCCAAAACUUGGCAUUGAGCAUGCUGAUGGUGCCAUCAAAUGUCUAGCUGAAGUUGGUCAAAUGAAUAAGAAAAUUUUAGUUAUGAAAGCCAUUUUAGUGAAAUCGCGUCUAUUAAUGGAGCUCUGUAAUUAUAAAGAAGCGAUGAAGCAUUUGAGAGCCGCUGAACGUUAUGCGAUAGGGGAAAAGGAUAGUCAUUUUCAAAAAGUGAGAUGUGAAGUGAAUAUAUGUAAAGGCAUUUGCUAUGAGAGCUUGGGCUACACCACCUACGCCAUGGCGAAACUGAAGCUGGCUCUGCUGGUGGCACGUAGCCUGAACUUGAAUAAGCUGCUCGGUCAAUCGCUACUACAGAUGGCGAAAAUUUUUAUGAGAGAUUCACAAAAAUAUCAUUUGGCUGAAAAUGCGCUGAAAGAAGCACAGAGCGCCUUCGACUUGGAGGAUGAUCUGGAGAAUCUCCGAUGUGUCAAAUACAUGGUCGCACUGCAGCAAGCGUAUCGAAACGAAAAAACAUUCGUACAAAUGAUUAAGGAUGCACAAUUUAAAUAUUGUGAUUUGUAUAAAUUACGCAAGUGGAAAUAUCAGUUGAAGCCAUUCUGGAAGAGUCGCCCAGUGAUGAGCCUUAUCAAAUCCUACAAAUCAUUUAGUGCACUCAGUGUUGUUACUACUGAGUUGCCCUCGGAAGUAUGCGAAGACUCGGAGCACGAGUCAAUCGUCGAGGACUCCAGUCUGUCUGAGUCGCAGGGAGGUUCGAGUGAUACUUUAGAUUGCUUGUUGAAGGAAUGAAGCGAGCGUGAAUUUUGUGAAAGUGUGAACUUACGAAUGUUGUUGUAAUUUUUAGAGGGAAAGAUAAGAAGAAUACGAAGAGUUAAAUACAAAAUAAAAAAAU
Messenger RNA from Ceratitis capitata (Mediterranean fruit fly), 1645 nucleotides. RefSeq lists its product as uncharacterized. Bases 82 to 1542 code for a protein of 486 amino acids. Gene Ontology annotation, molecular function: protein binding. Lineage: Eukaryota; Metazoa; Arthropoda; Insecta; Diptera; Tephritidae. The transcript has 4 exons. The record is from RefSeq and is a predicted model, not a curated record.